GCGGAGAGGAGGAGAGAGCUGGCAGAAGAAGAGAUGGAGCAGGCGGGGCAGCCUCAGAAGCUGGAGGAGGAAUCUGAACAACCACAGGAGGACGAGGGGUUGGAGGCAGAACACGACCAGCCAGACAACAACGCUCUGAACCGUCAGAGACGCCAACCACAACAGGAUCCACAAAGUGACAUCCAUCUCGUCCCUGAGACCCACCUCCAGCAGGAGGCCCAGGUGGAGCGUGUGAAGUCUGCCUACGAGCAGCAGCAGGUGCAGCAGCGCCUGGAGGCUGAGCGGGCCCAGAGGGACGAGGGAGCUCCAGCUGCGCCAGGAGGCCCUGCAGGCCCAGAGGACGAGGGAGCUCCAGCUGCGCCAGGAGCACGAGAGAGAGGAACAGCACCAGCAUCAGAGGAGGUCCGUCGGGAACAGCUACUGAAGGAGGAGCAACUCAGGAAGAAAAGUGACUAUGAGAACACAAACAAUGACAUCGUCCAGGGUGAUGAAGAACCUCAUAUUGAUGAUGACGAAGAGAGGGACACCCACUUGGAGAAGGAGAACCAAGAGGAAGAGGACCACCGAGUACCACAGCGACAGGGGGCAGUAGAGAGGGAGGUGGACCCAGAGGAUGACCCUAAUAACCAGGGGGAGGAUGAGUUUGAUGUGGCAGAGGAGCAGCAUCUUCAGCACAGGGAGGAAGAGGAGGCAGACAUACAUCUCAACCCCAAUCACCCAGCCAUAGAUGAGGAACUGGUGAUGGCGGUAAACCCCGACCAGCAGGAAGACAACCUGGAUAAGACCAGUAUCCGAGGAGG
Molecule: messenger RNA, 800 nt
Organism: Oncorhynchus gorbuscha (pink salmon)
Lineage: Eukaryota; Metazoa; Chordata; Actinopteri; Salmoniformes; Salmonidae
Product: Golgi integral membrane protein 4-like
Exons: 7
Cellular component (GO): Golgi membrane; Golgi apparatus
Source: RefSeq, a predicted model, not a curated record